AAACACUUCAGUCAUGUCCUGGCCUUAAUGUUUGCUAUAGAAGAAAUCAACAAGGACCCCGAUUUGUUACCCAAUGUUACCCUAGGAUUCCACAUCUAUAACACCUACCCAAGUGAUGUCAGCACCUUGGAGAGCUCCUUAAUGUGGCUGUCAGGACAGGGACUGCCUGUUCCAAAUUAUCACUGUCAGAAGCAGGGCAAGUCUGUGGCUAUCAUUGGAGGAGCCACUUCUGAAUUGUCAGUCCAAAUGGCUACCCUUCUUGAGUUGUUCAAAUACCCACAGAUCAGCUAUGGACCAUAUGAUCCCAUCUUGAGUGACAAGGCCCAAUUUCCAAGUAUUUAUCAACUGGCACCCAAGGAGUCCAAUCUUACCUUGGGAAUGGUACGAUUAAUGGUGCAUUUCAACUGGACAUGGGUGGGACUGGUUAUCUCAGACAAUACGAGGGGAGAAACAUUCCUCUGGAAUAUAAGAGAAGAGAUGGCCAGGAAAGGUGUCUGUGUAACCUUUACAGAGAAGAUUCCUAGUACUGAGAAAUUCCCUUUUUCUUCCUAUUAUAAAAUCAUGCCAAGAAUUGAUAAAUCUUCUGCCAAUGUUAUUGUUAUUUAUGGCAAUACUAAUUCACUAAGGACUCUGCAAUAUGCACAAAUGACUUACCUAAUACUUAAAAAACUGUGGAUUACCACCUCUCAUUGGGACAUAACCAUAAGACCUCAUUAUAAUAAAUUCAGUAGUUUCAAUAGAGUUCUGAUAUUUUCAGGUCAGACAAAAGAGAUUCCAAAUUUCAAAACUUUUCUAAGAACAGUUAAACCAGCCAAAUACCCAGAAAAUAUUUUCCUUAAAAAAUUUUGGAAGUCAGCUUUUAAUUGUCCAAGUGAAUUUAAGGAGCCAAAGCGAGAUUGUGCACCAAAUGCUUCACUAGACAUGCUGCCUUUGUGGUAUUUUGACAUGUCGAUGUCUAGUCAGAGUUACAACAUCUACAAUGCUGUUCAUGCGGUGGCCUGGGCUCUACAUCAAUUACUCUUAACUAAAUCAGAACUUAGAGAUGAAGACAGUCUUGUUAUGUAUCCCUGGAAGUUGAAUUCUCUUCUUAGGGACAUCCAGUUCAACAACAGUGCUGGUGAACAAAUAUUCAUAAAUGACAAAAAGCUCUCUGAGGCAAAGUAUGAUAUUAACAAUUUUGUGGACUUCCUUAAUGGUACACAACACAUGGUGAAGGUGGGAGAGUUUAUUCCUCAAGCUCCUCUUGGUGAAGAUUUUUCUAUCCAUGAGAAUGUCAUAAUGUGGAAUGAAUAUUAUAAAAAGACUCCCCAAUCAGUGUGCAGUGAGAGUUGUGGCCCUGGAUAUCAGAAAUCUGCCCGUGAAGGAGAGCCCAUCUGCUGCUUUGACUGUAUCCUCUGCCCAGAGGGACAGAUUUCCAAUCAGAUUGAUAUGGAUCAGUGCAUCAUGUGUCCUGAAGAUGAAUAUCCAAACAAGGAGAGAAAUUGCUGCCUCCCCAAGGUGGUGACCUUUUUGGCCUAUGAGAACCCCAUGGGCAUGACUCUGGCCUGCACAGCUCUGAUCUUCUGUAUUCUGACAUUUCUUAUCCUUGGCCUCUUUGUGAAGCAUCAAGACACCCCCAUAGUGAAAGCCAAUAAUAGAAAUCUCAGCUACGUCUUGCUCUUCUCCCUAAGUCAGUGUUUCAUGUCUUCUUUACUCUUCAUGGGUAAGCCUACCUCAGCCACAUGUCUCCUUCAACAGACAAUAUUUGGAAUCACAUUCACAAUGGCUGUGUCCUCCAUUUUGGCCAAAACAGUCACAGUAGUUCUAGCCUUCAAAGCCACAAGACCAGGGAGUAGGAGUAGAAAGUGGGUGGGCUCCAGAGCCCCCAUUUCUAUUAUUCUUGUCUGCUCCCUGAUUCAAGGCAUUCUCUGUGGUAUCUGGCUCUUGGUUUCUCCCCCAUUCCCAGAUAUAGACCUACACUCAGAACCUGGACACAUGAUCCUCAAGUGCAAUGAGGGCUCUCUCAUUGCCUUCUACCUUGUCCUGGGCUACAUGGGAUUCUUGGCCCUGGCAAGCUUCAUUGUGGCUUUUUUGGCCAGAAAUCUCCCUGAUACCUUCAAUGAAACCAAGUUCAUCACCUUCAGCAUGCUUGUGUUCUGCAGUGUCUGGGUCUCUUUUCUACCCACGUACCAGAGCACCAAAGGGAAAUCUAUGGUGGCUGUGGAAGUCUUCUCCAUCCUGAGCUCUAGUGCUGGUUUACUGGGCUGUAUCUUCAUUCCCAAGUGCUAUGUGAUUCUUCUCAGGCCACAAUGGAACACUCAGGAAGUGGUAAAUCUUAAAUCCUAUUCCAGGAGAAGGAAUCACUCUAAGACAUUUUCUCCUGCCUCCUAG
Molecule: messenger RNA, 2370 nt
Organism: Monodelphis domestica (gray short-tailed opossum)
Lineage: Eukaryota; Metazoa; Chordata; Mammalia; Didelphimorphia; Didelphidae
Gene: VN2R593
Product: vomeronasal 2 receptor 593
Biological process (GO): G protein-coupled receptor signaling pathway
Cellular component (GO): plasma membrane
Molecular function (GO): G protein-coupled receptor activity
Source: RefSeq, marked inferred